This is a messenger RNA of Leptidea sinapis, 6855 nucleotides long. RefSeq names its product CAD protein (gene rudimentary). Gene Ontology annotation, biological process: L-arginine biosynthetic process; L-glutamine metabolic process; carbohydrate metabolic process. Lineage: Eukaryota; Metazoa; Arthropoda; Insecta; Lepidoptera; Pieridae. Gene Ontology annotation, molecular function: aspartate carbamoyltransferase activity; metal ion binding; hydrolase activity, acting on carbon-nitrogen (but not peptide) bonds, in cyclic amides. The transcript is spliced from 11 exons. Gene Ontology annotation, cellular component: vacuole; cytoplasm; carbamoyl-phosphate synthase complex. The record is from RefSeq and is a predicted model, not a curated record. Bases 120 to 6821 code for a protein of 2233 amino acids.
GCGACUGCCUCACGCCGGCGGCCGGUCUGUCGUUAUUAAGAAUUCGACAGCGUCGGACCUUUUGGCGUGACUUAUAAAACAGCACGUGGCCGGCAAACUAGCCCAAAAUAUAUUUCAGUAUGGAUGAAAAUCAGGAUCUGUGUUGUGAUGUUGGACCACCGUGCUGCCUAGUGUUGAGUGAUGGAGCCGUUUUCCGAGGACGAAGUUUUGGUGCAUCAGUCCCCGUUGAUGGAGAAGUGGUUUUCCAGACUGGUAUGGUUGGAUACCCUGAAUCCCUCACUGAUCCAUCUUACCACACUCAACUCCUGGUGCUGACUUAUCCAUUGAUUGGUAAUUACGGAGUGCCAGACGAACAGGAAAAAGAUGAACAUGGAUUACCCAGGUGGUUCGAGUCCUCGCGAAUUUGGGCAGCUGGUCUGGUUGUUGGAGAAGUAAGCACACACGCUUGCCACUGGCGCGCUAAACAGUCACUGGGCAAAUGGUUGAAGACCUACAACAUCCCGGGAAUAUGCGACGUGGACACAAGAGCUCUUACAUUCCGAUUACGAGAGGGGGUGACAUUGGGGAGGAUUGUCCAAGGCAUUCCACCCUUUGGACCAUUGCCAGCCCUUGCCGAUCCUAAUACUAGAAAUUUAGUCGCAGAAGUCUCUGUUAAGGAACCCGUUGUAUUCAAUCCAAAUGGGACCAUUACUGUUGUGGCAAUUGACUGUGGACUGAAAUACAAUCAACUCCGAUGUUUAAUUAAGAGAGAUGCAAAAGUUGUAGUUGUUCCGUGGAACAGCAAAAUCAACACAAAAGAAUACGAUGGACUAUUUAUAAGUAAUGGACCCGGUGAUCCACAAAUUUGCAAAGCUACAGUCGAUAAUUUACAAAAUUUAAUAAAAGAUAAUAAAAAUGUAAAACCCAUUUUUGGUAUUUGUCUGGGCCAUCAAUUACUAGCUACCGCAGCUGGUUGUACUACUUAUAAAACUAGAUACGGAAACCGUGGGCAUAAUUUACCUUGUACGCAUAAUGGGACAGAAAGAUGUUUUAUGACAUCGCAAAAUCAUGGAUUUGCUGUUGAUACUAAUUCUAUGCCAGACAAUUGGGAAAUAUUAUUUACAAAUGAAAAUGAUAAAACGAAUGAAGGAAUAUAUCAUAAAACGUUACCUUAUUUUAGUGUGCAAUUCCAUCCUGAGCAUACAGCAGGUCCAACUGAUUUGGAAUGUCUAUUCGAUGUUUUUAUUGAAGCAAUAAAAUUAACUAAAAACAAAAAACAGUUUUCCAUAAACGACAUGAUAAGCAAUAAAAUCAGAUUUACCCCCGCAAUACCAGAUAGGCCAAAAAAAGUUUUAAUCCUUGGAUCAGGAGGAUUGUCCAUUGGCCAAGCAGGAGAAUUCGAUUAUUCCGGAUCUCAAGGUGUUAAAGCAAUGCAAGAAGAAAAAAUACAAACCGUUCUCAUUAAUCCAAAUAUUGCUACUGUCCAAACCUCAAAAGGCUUGGCUGAUAAAGUAUACUUUUUACCUAUCACACCGGAAUAUGUGGAGCAAGUCAUAAAAGCUGAAAGGCCUACUGGUGUUCUACUUACUUUUGGCGGUCAGACAGCUCUAAAUUGUGGUGUAGAACUAGAGAAAAAUAAAGUAUUUGAUAGAUAUAACGUAAGUGUUCUAGGUACGCCGAUACAAUCAAUAGUCGACACAGAAGAUAGAAAAAUAUUCGCUGAAAAAAUUAAUGCUAUUGGUGAAAAAGUUGCACCUAGCGCAGCAGUUUCUACUGUAGAUGAAGCCCUAGCAGCUGCCUUGCUUAUUGGAUAUCCAGUAAUGGCUCGAUCUGCUUUCUCUCUUGGAGGGUUGGGCUCGGGUUUUGCAAAUAAUGAGGAAGAACUCAAAGUUCUUGCACAUCAGGCACUAUCUCAUUCUGAGCAGCUCAUAAUUGAUAAGUCCUUAAAAGGUUGGAAAGAAGUGGAAUAUGAGGUAGUUAGAGAUGCUUACGAUAAUUGCAUAACAGUUUGUAACAUGGAAAAUGUUGAUCCGUUAGGCAUACACACCGGUGAGUCCAUCGUAGUCGCACCUAGUCAAACAUUGUCGAAUCGUGAAUACUAUAUGCUACGUAGUACUGCUCUUAAGGUGAUAAGGCAUUUCGGAAUAGUAGGAGAGUGCAAUAUUCAGUACGCACUAAAUCCCUGCUCUGAAGAAUUUUUUAUAAUAGAAGUAAAUGCAAGAUUGUCAAGAAGUUCAGCCUUAGCCAGCAAAGCAACAGGCUAUCCAUUAGCAUAUGUUGCAGCUAAAUUAGCUCUCGGUAUACCCUUACCAAAAAUAAAAAAUUCAGUGACUGGUGUAACAACUGCUUGUUUUGAACCAAGUUUGGAUUACUGCGUGGUUAAAAUACCUCGUUGGGACUUAGCUAAGUUUAAUCGCGUUAGUACAAAGAUUGGAAGCUCAAUGAAAAGUGUAGGAGAAGUUAUGGCUAUUGGCAGGUGUUUUGAAGAAGCUUUUCAAAAAGCAUUACGAAUGGUUGACGAAAAUGUAAAUGGAUUUGAUCCAUACGUCAAAAAAGUAAAUGAGAAUGAGCUUCGGGAGCCAACUGAUAAACGAAUGUUUGUACUAGCUGCUGCCUUAAAGGCAGGUUACUCGGUUCAAAAGCUUUAUGAACUCACCAAAAUUGAUCUCUGGUUCUUAAAUAAGAUGCAAAAUAUCAUUCAAUACUAUACACUACUGGAAUCCAUAAGUGGACCCAUUACUUCAAAAUGUUUGAAAUCGGCUAAAAAAAUGGGAUUUUCAGAUAAACAGGUUGCAGCAGCUAUAAAAAGUACAGAAUUAGCUGUUAGAAAGCUUAGAGAAGAAUACGGCUUAACUCCGUUCGUGAAACAAAUUGAUACCGUUGCUGCUGAAUGGCCGGCAUCAACUAAUUACCUGUAUUUAACCUACAAUGCAUGCACACAUGAUUUAGAUUUCCCAGGAGAAUUUACUAUGGUCCUUGGGUCUGGGGUCUAUAGAAUAGGAAGCUCAGUUGAAUUUGACUGGUGUGCUGUUGGUUGCUUGAGAGAAUUAAAGAAUCAAGGGAAAAAGACAAUAAUGAUUAAUUACAAUCCUGAAACAGUGAGUACUGAUUAUGAUAUGAGUCAUCGAUUAUAUUUUGAGGAAAUUUCCUUCGAGGUUGUUAUGGAUAUUUAUAACCACGAACACCCUGAUGGUGUAAUUCUGUGUAUGGGUGGACAGCUACCAAAUAAUAUUGCAAUGGAUUUACAUAGGCAGCAAGCAGUUAUUUUGGGUACAUCACCAGACAUGAUUGAUAAUGCCGAAAACAGGUUUAAAUUUUCGAGACUACUUGAUCGUAAAGGUAUUUUACAACCUCGCUGGAAAGAACUUACUGAUCUUGAAUCAGCCAUUAGUUUUUGUGAAGAAGUGGGAUAUCCUUGUUUAGUAAGGCCGUCAUAUGUAUUGAGUGGCGCGGCAAUGAAUGUAGCAUAUUCCCAUCAAGAGUUGGAAACCUACUUAAAAUCUGCAAGUCUUGUGAGCAAAGAACAUCCUGUUGUGAUAUCGAAAUAUAUACUAGACGCUAAGGAGAUUGAUGUAGAUGUUGUAGCCGUGGAUGGUGUUAUUCUAUGUAUGGCCGUGUCGGAACAUGUCGAAAAUGCUGGCGUUCAUUCUGGAGAUGCUACAUUAGUAACACCGCCUCAAGAUAUAAAUAAUGAAACACUUGGAAGAAUAAAGGAGAUUGCUCGAAUCAUUGCUGAAACUCUAGAUGUCAGCGGACCGUUUAAUAUGCAACUGAUUGCUAAAGACAAUGAGUUAAAAGUUAUAGAAUGUAAUGUGCGCGUAUCAAGAUCUUUUCCGUUUGUAUCAAAAACACUUGAUCAUGACUUUGUUGCGAUGGCUACUAAAGUCAUACUCGGUAUACCGGUUGAACCAGUGAAUGUUAUGAAUGGAUGUGGGAAGGUUGGUGUAAAGGUACCACAGUUCUCAUUUUCACGAUUAUCGGGAGCGGAUGUUACAUUGGGUGUCGAGAUGGCUUCAACUGGAGAAGUAGCUUGUUUUGGCGACAAUAGAUAUGAAGCAUACCUAAAAUCUUUAAUGAGCACCGGAUUCAAGAUACCCAAAAAAGCAAUACUGCUUUCAAUUGGAACAUUCAAGCAUAAAAUGGAGCUGUUACCAAGUGUUAGGAUUUUACAUAAAAUGGGAUUUAAAUUGUAUGCAAGCAUGGGUACAGGAGAUUUUUAUACUGAACAUGGUGUUGAAGUGGAAAGUGUGCAGUGGACUUUUGAUCACAUUGGCGAUUUGGACGAUGCGAGACUUGAUGGGGAGUUAAUGCAUUUAGCUGACUUCAUGGCGAGACGACAGUUGGAUUUAGUAAUUAAUUUGCCAAUGAGAGGAGGUGCUCGACGAGUGUCUUCGUUCACAACUCAUGGAUAUCGCACGCGGCGGUUAGCUGUUGAUUAUGCCGUUCCAUUAGUUACUGAUGUCAAAUGUGCCAAGCUUUUAGUACAGGCCAUGCUGCGAUGUGACGGCAUACCGUCGAUGAAAACUCACACAGACUGCAUGACAUCACGAAAUAUUAUUAAAUUGCCCGGUUUUAUUGAUGUGCACGUUCAUGUGCGCGAGCCAGGUGCCACCUAUAAGGAAGAUUUUGCUUCAUGUACCGCAUCAGCACUCGCUGGUGGAAUUACUUUGAUAUGUGCAAUGCCUAACACAAACCCUCCUGUGAUUGACCGAACUUCGUUUGAAUACGUAUCAGCCUUAGCUCGAGUCAGCGCCCGGUGUGAUUACGCUCUGUAUGUUGGAGCAUCUACAACAAAUUGUGAUAGUGCAUCUGAGCUAGCACCACAAGCCGCUGCAUUGAAAAUGUACCUUAAUGAAACAUUUACCACACUUAAACUCGAUGAUAUGACGAUCUGGCAAAAACAUUUGCAAAAUUGGCCCAAAAAAGUUCCUAUAUGUGCGCAUGCUGAACGUGAAAAAACGGGCGCAAUCAUUCUAAUGGCAUCGCUACUUGACAGACCCAUACAUAUUUGUCAUGUUGCUAGAAAAGAAGAAAUAUUAAUAAUUAAAGCAGCAAAGGAACGUGGGCUUAAAGUAACUUGUGAAGUGUGUCCACACCAUUUAUUCCUUAGUACCAAUGAAAUAAACCAUAUCGGUGCAGGUCGAGCGGAAGUGCGUCCUGUUUUAUGCAGUCCCGAAGAUCAGGCAGAGCUUUGGAAAAAUAUGGAUAUUAUUGAUGUAUUUGCCACGGAUCAUGCGCCCCAUUCUGUGGAAGAAAAAAACAGCGAAAAGCCACCUCCAGGAUUCCCGGGCCUAGAAACAAUAUUACCUUUACUUUUGAAUUCUGUACAUCAAGGCCGACUCACAAUUGAAGAUCUGAUAAAUAAAUUUCAUAGAAACCCACGCAAAAUAUUUAAUUUGCCUGAGCAACCGAAUACAUAUGUUGAAGUAGACAUGGAUUACGAAUGGACUAUUCCCAAUGCAAUGGAAUUCACAAAAUCAAAGUGGACUCCAUUUGCUGGUAUGCACGUUAAAGGUGCUAUUCAUCGAGUAACGUUACGUGGUGAAAUUGCAUAUGUAGAGGGACAAAUUUUAGUCCCGCCAGGAUUCGGUCAAAAUGUUCGAGAGUGGCCAGCACCCAAAAAGCAAACAUUCCCGGUUUAUCAAAUUGAAAAAGUCGAUAAAGAAAUAAGUCGUCCUAAUUCUGCGUUAGAUUUUCACAGUUCUCUAGAAGUAAGUAGAUAUAGCGAUUAUGAGCUUGAUCAAACAGAUCAAAUCAAGCCAGAUAGUAAAUUAAAUGUUCACUUUAAUGAGCAGCCUGGAUUCAGAAGUAUGUCGCCAUUACCUCAGCAGACUACAACAAGGCAAAGAUGCGAUAGUUCUUCUUUCUAUAAUCCACCACAAUCUGGACCAUCGCAUCGUCAACGAAGUGAAUUAUUUGGAAAAAGUAUCAUAACUGUCGAUUCGUUUAGCAAAGAGACUCUUAAUGAUAUUUUCAAUUUAGCUCAAUUUAUGAAAACCAGUGUCAGCAAAGGACGCUUCUUGGAUGACAUAUUACGAGGGAAAGUGAUGGCAUCAAUCUUCUAUGAAGUUAGUACACGUACGAGCUGUAGUUUUGCAGCAGCUAUGCAGCGCCUUGGAGGCUCAGUAAUUCAUAGCGAUUCUACAAGCUCUUCGGCUAAGAAAGGUGAAACUUUAGAGGACAGUGUUGCAGUGAUGGCUAGAUAUUCAGAUAUUGUUGUUUUACGUCAUCCCGAACCAGGCGCUGUAGCUCAAUCAUCCAGACAGUGUCGUAAGCCUAUUAUAAAUGCUGGUGAUGGUAUCGGUGAGCACCCAACUCAAGCUCUGUUGGAUAUCUUUACUAUAAGAGAGGAAAUUGGAACUGUCAACGGACUAACAAUAACAAUGGUAGGCGACCUGAAAAAUGGCCGUACUGUACAUUCGCUUGCUCGUUUGCUUACACUAUAUCAAGUCCAACUGCAGUAUGUGAGUCCACCAGGUUUGGGUAUGCCAAAACAUAUUAUGGAUUACGUGGCUAAUAAAGGUGUACCCCAAAGAGUUUUCGAUAAACUCGAGGAUGUUCUUGGAGAGACACAUGUUCUAUACAUGACUAGAAUUCAGAGAGAACGAUUUGAAAGGCCGGAAGAUUAUGAAAAGAUCAAGGGACUUUUGGUGGUAACUCCCCAAUUAAUGACCCGUGCACGGCGCCGUAUGGUAGUCAUGCAUCCUCUGCCGCGAGUUGAUGAAAUAUCUCCGGAAUUUGAUUCUGACCCUAGAGCCGCCUACUUUAGACAAGCUGAAUAUGGCAUGUAUGUACGAAUGGCUUUGUUGGCCAUGGUCGCUGGUAGCAAUCCACUCAUUUAAUUGUAAGCAAUAAAUUAUAUGAUUAUAAUUGCCU